AUGGCUGAGCCGGUACCCCUAGAAACCUUCGAGCGCGCUCCUCCAGCCCGCUCCGGAGGCGGGCAGUCGUCGUCCUCCUUCGCGUAUCCUCCCGGACGGGCCGACGGCGAUGACGAGGAGCGACGGCGGCGUCAGCAGGAGCUUGCAGGGGACGAGGAGCUGGCCCGCAAUCUCGCGGCCCAGUUGCGCUUGACCUCCCCAGCAGAGACGACAGAAGCAGGUGGCCUGCAGUCAGAGGCCUUUCGGGACGACGACAGGCGGCUACCCCGAGUAGGAGACCGAGGCCCUGACAGUCCAUACAGAGGUGAUACAGACGACAGGAUCCCUGGAGUGGAGUAUCAUGCCAUGGACUCCGACACCGAGGAUGCCUUCUAUGCAGAACCUCCGAAGGCCGCCGGAUAUCAUCAUGUUAUCUGCAACGUCCUCGUCAACCUUUUCCGAUCAUCCGGGUGGGGCUCCCGCGUGCAGAAUGCCACAGACAUGAGGUUCAGGUGA
Symbiodinium sp. CCMP2592 is the source of this 495-nucleotide messenger RNA. The record is from the annotation of a GenBank genome assembly. NCBI's taxonomy places the organism in Eukaryota, Dinophyceae, Suessiales, Symbiodiniaceae.